Molecule: messenger RNA, 952 nt
Organism: Psylliodes chrysocephalus
Lineage: Eukaryota; Metazoa; Arthropoda; Insecta; Coleoptera; Chrysomelidae
Source: the annotation of a GenBank genome assembly
AUAGCUCGUCGAUAAAUAAAAAAAAUGGCGGUAAAUUUAAAUAUAAGACAGAAUAAAAUUGAAAUAUUGUUUUUAGCAUUUUAAAUAUGCGUUAAUAAUUGAAAAGUUAAGAUCAUAACUUAAUUUUAGUUGGUUUUUGGUAUUCAAAUGAUUUAUUUUAUUACUAAUUUUAUUUUUUUAAAUAAAUUGUCAUCCGUAUCCAGGAACGUCAAGUAAGAGCACUACUAGCGCCCUCAAUGCAUGUUCUAUUAACUACGCAUAAUUAUUUAUCCCCACAAAGUGUCGAUCAUUAGAAAAGAAUCAUAAAUCAAUUAAAAGUCAGUGUACAGGGAGCAGACCAUGGGUAACGAGAGUUCUCUACCCAUGGAGCUAUGCUCUAAUUUUGAUGCAGACGAAAUUCGACGGCUUGGAAAAAGGUUUAGAAAAUUAGAUUUGGAUAAUUCAGGAGCUCUGAGUAUCGAUGAGUUCAUGUCGCUUCCAGAAUUGCAACAAAAUCCAUUAGUUCAACGUGUGAUUGAUAUUUUUGAUGCUGAUGGUAAUGGCGAGGUUGAUUUUAAAGAAUUCAUCCAAGGUGUUUCUCAAUUCAGUGUCAAAGGAGAUAAACUAUCAAAAUUGAGAUUUGCUUUUCGAAUUUACGACAUGGAUAACGAUGGUUUCAUCUCAAAUGGCGAACUAUUCCAGGUUCUAAAAAUGAUGGUCGGCAACAAUCUAAAGGACACCCAACUCCAACAAAUCGUCGAUAAAACCAUCCUCUUCGCCGACAAGGACGAAGACGGCAAAAUCUCCUUCGAGGAGUUCUGCAACGUCGUGGGAAACACCGACAUCCACAAGAAGAUGGUCGUAGACGUUUAAGUUUUCGCGAUCGCGCGAGCUCAACUUGAGGCCCGAUAUUUUAGCUGUCGCAAAUUAGAGAAGUUCUAGUAAACUCAAAUCAAUUCUGUCGUUUCGGUUC